Molecule: messenger RNA, 1272 nt
Organism: Geodia barretti
Lineage: Eukaryota; Metazoa; Porifera; Demospongiae; Tetractinellida; Geodiidae
Source: the annotation of a GenBank genome assembly
CAGCCUCCCAGAAAGGGGUGGAUCUGAGUAGUAGCCUCUCCGCAGACGGCUCCGCGCGAGAGUCGAUCAUGGGGUGCUGUGUGUCCAGUGGUGAAGAGAGGACAGACAGAGAGCCUCUUGCAGAGACCAGACCCAGAUACAGCUGGGAAAAGAAAGAACGCCCUGAUCGAAGCCAGCUCAUCAUCUCGGGCCAAGUGGGUGUGGUUGUUUGUCGGUUGCCGGGGCAACUGAGUGGUCGUCAGUUCCACAUCCAGGACUGCAGGCAGUGUGAGAUCUUUGUGCUGGACACUACCAGUUCCCUCACCAUCCAUGGCUGCACUGACUGCACCUUGGUACUGGGGCCAUGUGGAGGCAGUGUGUUUGUGAGGCAGUGUGAGGGCUGUACAGUGGUAGUGGCGUGUCAGCAGUUCAGAGCCAGAGACUGCAGGAAAUGUACAGUCUACCUCCACUGCAAGAGCCAGCCUGUCAUUGAGUCCAGUCACAGGCUCAGGUUUAGCUGCUUCCAGGCCUACUAUGACAAACUCAGAGACCAGUUCAGUUCUGCUGAUCUUCACCCAUUCAACAACCAAUGGAGUCACAUCCACAACUUCACCAACCAGGGCGGAGAAUCUGAUUGGUCCUUUGCCCAAGAGACCACGCCUCCCAUCACACCACCGAGUGAGGGGGACAUUAGUGGGUGUGGCUUAACAUUCCAGAGAGGUCGAAGUACAGUUCCCUAUUCUGUUGGGCCUUUGGCAAGACCGACUGAAUCAGAGGGUUGUGUGGUGGUGAUGACAGGAGAGGAGAGAGAGAGCAGAGCCAGAGAAUUACUUACAAAGCUACAGGAUCAGGUGGUGCUAGUGCAGACCUGCCACUCUCAUUUCAAGGGAAACGAGGCACAGGCUUUCUUUGGUGACCACAAGAGCUUGCUGGCACAGAUCAAGACAGGUCCAUGUAUCAUGAUGGAGCUGUCAGGUGAAAACGUCCAGCAGAUCUGCCAUUCUUCACUUGAAGGUGUUCCAGAGGAUGUGUACCAUUUGUCGUCAGGAAGAGAGGAGGGAGAGAGGGAGAGGGAAACCCUGGCCAACUACCUAAUGUCCAGCCUCACCAUGUGACACUACACACAGAAGCUACCUUCGCAUUACAUUCAACAGUGCCAAAUUAAAGGCAGCCACUUUAAUUAUUCAACAAUGCAUUAUUAUAAUUCCAUAAUGAUACAUCUUUGUUUGUAACAAAAAUAUAGGGAAACACACAAUAAAUACACACAAAAGUACAAAGAACAGAAAAUUUAGU